ACUAUUCUUCGGUUGAAACUACAAAACGAUAAAUACGAGAUUCAAAAGAACAACCAGAAGAGAGGGAAAUCCUAAAUUUCCCUAUUAUUUUCAUUCGAACUGAGAGACAAGAGGUAAAACCAGAUAAACCAUUAAAACUAAAGAGAGGGAAACCCUAGAAUUAUCAUUUAUCUCGUUCUUCAAUUAGUUGCAGAGAGACAUGGCUGGAAGAUAUGCGCAUGGGUCGUCUGACUCAAUUGAAAUGCAAGUGAUAACCACACCAUCGACAGAUCUUGCCCUAACCAACUUAGCCUACUGUUCGCAUUGGGAUCUCAGGCGUUUUGAUCUCAAUCGUUCAGGCUACGCCCUUGUCUCGUUUAGAGAUUCAAUAGUUCUCACUGUAACUGUUCAUGAAAGGGUGAAUGAUGGAUGCAUAGCUUUAAAUGUUAUCCAACGAAAGAAUGUAAAAGUUUCUGUUGACGACCCAAUCCAUGUUACUAGAUUUGUGCCACCAGAGGAUUUUAAUCUGGCAUUGUUGACGGUGGACUUGGACUUUGUAAAGGCCAAGGGUAAAAGUGAAGAGAUAGAUGCUGUACAACUCUCUCAACAACUCCGUAAAAGAUGUCUAUAUCAGGUUAUGACCGUGGGGCAGAGGGUACUCUUUGAAUACCAUGGGACAAAUUAUAUUUUCACGGUUAAUCAAGCUGUUAUUGAGGGUCAGGAAGAGUCUGAAACAUUUGAAAGAGGAAUGAUUUCUCCUGAGACGUAUAUUGUGUUUGAAUGUUCUCCAAAUACAGGGAUAAAGAUAGUCAAUCAACGGGAAGCUGCUAACAGUAAAAUUUUUAAGCAAAAAGAUUUCAACCUUCUGUCGCUUGGCAUUGGCGGUCUAAGUGCAGAAUUCACAGACAUAUUUCGUAGAGCAUUUGCCUCUCGAGUUUUUCCAGCACAUGUGACGAACAAAUUGGGUAUCAAGCAUGUCAAGGGAAUGCUGCUCUAUGGGCCUCCUGGUACUGGCAAGACGCUUAUGGCUCGGCAGAUUGGAAAAAUGUUGAAUGGUCGGGAACCAAAGAUCGUUAAUGGACCUGAAGUUCUGAGCAAAUUUGUUGGGGAAACUGAAAAAAAUGUUCGGGAUUUGUUUGCUGAUGCAGAGAAUGAUCAGAGGACCCGUGGUGAUCAAAGUGAUUUGCAUGUCAUCAUUUUUGAUGAGAUCGAUGCCAUUUGUAAGUCAAGAGGAUCAACAAGAGAUGGGACUGGAGUACAUGAUAGCAUUGUGAAUCAACUUCUUACAAAGAUAGAUGGUGUUGAGUCUUUAAACAAUGUUUUGCUGAUUGGAAUGACCAACCGGAAGGAUUUACUUGAUGAAGCUCUAUUGAGGCCCGGACGUUUGGAAGUUCAAGUUGAGAUCAGUCUCCCUGAUGAAAAUGGUCGUUUGCAAAUCCUUCAAAUACACACAAACAAAAUGAAAGAAAAUUCUUUUCUGGCUCCAGAUGUGAGCCUUCAGGAGCUUGCUGCCCGCACAAAGAAUUACAGUGGUGCUGAACUUGAAGGAGUCGUCAAAAGCGCAGUCUCAUUUGCAUUGAAUAGGCAGAUUAGUCUUGAUGACCUUACUAAGCCUUUGCAUGAAGAAAACAUAAAGGUUACCAUGGAUGAUUUUCUGAAUGCUCUCCACGAAAUUACUCCUGCCUUUGGGGCCUCUACAGACAACCUUGAGAGAUGCAGACUUAAUGGCAUGGCGGACUGUGGAGGGAGACAUAAGCACAUCUACAAAAGGGCAAUGUUGCUUGUUGAGCAAGUGAAAGUGAGCAAAGGAAGUCCCCUUGUUACUUGCCUUCUAGAAGGGCCAGGUGGCAGUGGUAAGACUGCCAUGGCUGCCACAAUUGGUCUUGACAGCGAUUUUGCUUAUGUUAAAAUUAUAUCUGCAGAGACAAUGAUUGGUUUAAGUGAGGCCAGCAAAUGUGCUCAAAUUGUCAAGGUGUUUGAGGAUGCUUACAAGUCUCAAUUAAGUAUUAUCAUCCUCGAUGACAUUGAAAGGCUAUUGGAGUAUGUGCCUAUUGGUCCACGAUUUUCCAAUUUGAUUUCACAGACAUUGAUGGUGCUCCUCAAGAGACUUCCUCCCAAGGGUAAAAAUGUUCUGGUGAUCGGCACAACCAGUGAGGUGGGCUUUUUGGAGAGUCUUGGUAUCUGUGAUGCAUUCUCUGUCACUUAUCAUGUCCCGACCUUGCACACUGAAGAUGCUAAGAAGGUUUUGGCUGCGCUUAAUGUGUUCUCUGAAGAUGAUAUAGAUGCAGCAGCAGAAGCAUUAAACAACAUGCCAAUCAAGAAGCUCUAUAUGCUGGUGGAGAUGGCAGCCCAAGGUGAAAAAGGUGGCAACUCUGAAGCUAUUUAUUCUGGUAGAGAGAAGAUCAACAUCAACCAUUUCUUCGACUGCCUCGGUGACAUUGUCUCUGUAUAUAGGUGAAUCUCUUGCACAUUUUUAAGACUAAUUUUCUGUGGGGGUGUGUGCUGAUUUCAUUGUGGCGUUUUAUUCUUCACAUCUUUUAGAUUUUGAUUCUUGGUGACAUCUUUAUUGAUGCUUGGUUGUAUCAUAAAAGUUGAGCUUCAUUGUGAGUUGUUUUACUGUAUAUUGAGGCAUUUUUAGCAUUCCAUUGUUAAAUUCAAGAUUUUUUA
Messenger RNA from Amborella trichopoda, 2646 nucleotides. It is a transcript of the gene NSF, whose product is annotated as AAA-type ATPase family protein. Gene Ontology annotation, cellular component: Golgi stack. Gene Ontology annotation, molecular function: ATP binding; ATP hydrolysis activity. Lineage: Eukaryota; Viridiplantae; Streptophyta; Magnoliopsida; Amborellales; Amborellaceae. Gene Ontology annotation, biological process: SNARE complex disassembly; Golgi to plasma membrane protein transport; intra-Golgi vesicle-mediated transport. The record is from RefSeq and is a predicted model, not a curated record.